Antrostomus carolinensis (chuck-will's-widow) is the source of this 1116-nucleotide messenger RNA. It is a transcript of the gene CYP51A1, whose product is annotated as cytochrome P450 family 51 subfamily A member 1. NCBI's taxonomy places the organism in Eukaryota, Metazoa, Chordata, Aves, Caprimulgiformes, Caprimulgidae. The record is from RefSeq and is a predicted model, not a curated record. The annotation marks the transcript as partial. The transcript has 6 exons. Gene Ontology annotation, molecular function: monooxygenase activity; iron ion binding; heme binding.
ACCUGUUUGAGGCCCUUUCAGAACUUAUCAUUUUGACAGCAAGUCAUUGCUUACAUGGGAAAGAAAUAAGAAGUUUGCUGAAUGAGAAGGUGGCUCAGCUGUAUGCCGAUUUGGAUGGGGGUUUUACUCACGUUGCCUGGCUCCUGCCCGGUUGGCUACCUCUGCCGAGUUUCAGACGUCGAGAUCGAGCACACAAAGAAAUAAAGAAUAUUUUCUACAAGGUUAUCCAGAAACGGAGAAAGUCUGAGGAAAAGGAGGAUGACAUGCUCCAGACUCUACUUGAUGCUUCAUACAAGGAUGGCCGUCCACUGACAGACGAGGAAAUUGCUGGAAUGCUUAUUGGGUUGCUCCUCGCGGGACAGCACACAUCCUCCACCACCAGUGCCUGGCUUGGCUUCUUCAUUGCCAGAGACAAAUCAAUACAGGAACGGUGCUAUGCUGAACAAAAAGCAGUUUGUGGGGAUGACUUGCCACCAUUAACUUACGACCAGCUCAAGGAUCUCAGUUUGCUGGAUCGCUGUAUAAAAGAAACUUUAAGGCUUAGACCUCCUAUAAUGACCAUGAUGAGAAUGGCCAGAACUCCCCAGACUGUUGCUGGAUACAAUAUUCCUCCUGGCCAUCAGGUCUGUGUGUCUCCCACUGUUAACCACAGACUCAGGGACUCCUGGAAAGAUGCUCUGGACUUCAAGCCUGACCGGUAUCUCCGCGAUAACCCAGCCGCUGGAGAGAAAUUUGCCUAUGUUCCUUUUGGCGCUGGCCGUCAUCGCUGCAUUGGAGAAAACUUUGCUUAUGUUCAGAUUAAGACUAUUUGGUCUACUUUGCUUCGUUUGUAUGAAUUUGAUCUCAUCAAUGACUAUUUUCCGACUAUAAAUUAUACAACAAUGAUCCACACACCUAAUAACCCCGUUAUCAGAUAUAAGAGGAGGUCACUGUAAAUUAUGGAGCUAAAACCUUACUACUUGGUGUAAACUAACAGACUUGACUUGAAUAAAAUUGUGACAAAAUGAGUGGCAAAUGGAAACAGUUACACCUACUGUUAGGAAAGCAACAGUAAUCUACACAGUGCGAAGUCUUUGCAUAUGUUCUGUGGGUUUGCCCGCACCAUUUAAUACUGCU